Messenger RNA from Arachis stenosperma, 2105 nucleotides. Its product is annotated as protein NRT1/ PTR FAMILY 5.4-like. The transcript has 5 exons. Gene Ontology annotation, molecular function: transmembrane transporter activity. The coding region runs from base 149 to 1861 and encodes 570 amino acids. Gene Ontology annotation, biological process: transmembrane transport. Gene Ontology annotation, cellular component: membrane. NCBI's taxonomy places the organism in Eukaryota, Viridiplantae, Streptophyta, Magnoliopsida, Fabales, Fabaceae. The record is from RefSeq and is a predicted model, not a curated record.
AAAGGUCACUCAGUGACUCACUAGUGAUAGAUUCGUGGCUAUAUAGGAGCAGCAAAUCCUCCCUCAAAGCGUCUGAAAACUUGAUUCGCCCAAAACACUAAGAAAGUUACCAUCCCUAAUAACCUUUGCUUUAUAGCUUCCAACAACCAUGGCAGAUAGCCCCAGCAGCAAGAGCAACUCCCUCAUCUUUCACCACACUAAGAAAGGUGGUUGGCAUGCUGCCAUCUACAUUAUAUUCGUGGAAUUUGCGGAGAGAUUUGCAUACCAAGGUUUGGCGAGCAAUCUUAUCACAUAUCUCACAAAUGUUUUGAACGAACCAAUAACAACCGCCGCAAAAAAUGUCAACACUUGGAUUGGUGUUUCCUCGCUCUUCCCUUUGCUUGGUGGCUUCAUUGCUGAUUCCUGUCUCGGUCGCUUCAGGACCAUUCUCUUAUCUUCACUUAUUUAUCUCCUGGGGAUGAUUUUCUUGACACUAUCCGUGUCGGUAGUUAAACACACAACGCUAUUCUUCUUGGCGCUGUACGUGUUGUCGAUCGGCGACGGAGGGCACAAGCCGUGCGUUCAAACCUUCGCCGCCGAUCAAUUCGACGAGGACACGCCGGAGGAGAAGGAAGCCAAAAGUUCCUUCUUCAAUUGGUGGUACUUGGGCAUUGUUGCUGGUUCUGCUGCUGCAGUUUUUGUAGUCAUAUAUCUUCAGGACAAUGUUGGAUGGGGAGUAGGAUUAGGAGUGCUGGUAGGAGUGCUGGCAAUAGCGUUGGCACUUUUCUUGUUGGGAAUCAAUAGGUAUAGAAAGGAAAGCCCACAAGGAAGUCCAUUCACUACGAUGGCCCAAGUCUUCGUGGCGGCUGUGCGCAAGUGGCGCGUGAAGGACAAGUCCGGCCACACUGAUUAUUACUAUGGGGAGGACGAGGAGGUGCAUAACCAGCUCCAUGAUCAUCAACUCAAAUUUCACGCCUUGCAGCACACUCAACACUGUAGCUUUUUGGACAAAGCAAUGAUCAUAGAUGAAGUUGAUGCAACAAGCAAAACAAGAAAUCCAUGGAGGCUAUGUUCAGUGACUCAAGUAGAAGAAGUAAAGCUUGUCCUUCGCCUAAUCCCUAUAUGGCUAAGUUGCUUGAUGUUCUGUGUUGUCCAAUCUCAAAUCCACACAUACUUCACAAAGCAAGGAAGCACAUUAGUCCGUUCCAUAGGGCCCCACUUCCAAAUCCCUCCGGCAUCCCUCCAAGGCUUCGUUGGAGUCUUCAUCCUUCUGGCCGUUCCAAUCUAUGACCGGAUUUUCGUCCCCCUCGCCAGGAAAUUCACAGGCCAUCCGGCCGGUAUAACGGUCUUACAAAGGAUUGGAGUUGGUCUAGCCUUGUCUAUUUUGACCAUGGUGGUGUCAGCACUCGUGGAGACCAAAAGGGUUGGCGUGGCUAGAGACCACGGACUCAUGGAUGACCCCAAAGCAGUCAUACCUAUGAGCAUUUGGUGGAUGCUUCCUCAGUACAUGAUAACCGGCGUUUCCGACGCCUUCGCAAUCGUCGGCCUGCAAGAAUUGUUCUAUGAUCAAAUGCCAGAUGCAAUGAGGAGUUUGGGGGCGGCCGCCUAUAUAAGCAUAGUAGGAGUCGGAAGCUUUGUUAGCAAUAUAGUUAUAGCUAUUGUGGAGGACAUAAGCUCAAGAAGCGGUGAAAAAUGGUUGGGUAACAAUAUAAACAGGGCACACCUUGAUUACUAUUAUUGGGUCUUGGCUGGAUUGAGUGUUGGGAGCUUGUGUGUGUAUUUGUUGCUAGCCAAGUCUUAUGUGUACAAAAAGGUGGAUGAGGCUGAAAGAAGUAGCAACAAUCAAGGUUUCAGAUUCAACAAAUACCCUCCAAGAGUCUGAUCUAUAUGGUGUAGUUUUUCAUCAAUAAUUAAUAGCUAGUAACACCUUGGCUUUCAGUGCAUGCAUUGUUUCUUGUUUUAUAAAAUGUUUUAGGGUAGGGGUAAGGUUUAGCACAUUCAAUGCAUUGCCUUACUAUGGUUACCUUAGUAUUAGAUAUGAUAUCUUUGCUUUUGCAAUUCUGCCCUUUGUUCAUGUUUAUAUAUGUUUAAGAUAAAAGCAAAUAGAAUUGGCUACUGGAUUCUUC